Strongylus vulgaris is the source of this 459-nucleotide messenger RNA. NCBI's taxonomy places the organism in Eukaryota, Metazoa, Nematoda, Chromadorea, Rhabditida, Strongylidae. The record is from the annotation of a GenBank genome assembly.
AUGACUCUCAGGUCCGCCUUCGCUGUGGUGGUGUUUGGAAGCUUGCUAUAUGGCGUUUACAAGGAAAAACGACUAUACUUGGUUCCUUACCUAGUCUUCCAAAUCAUAUCGGUUGGUGUCACUGUGAUUGUGCUCCUCUCCUACAUUAUAGCCAUAGCGGUUAAGUCAAACAUGGUGAUUGAAUUAGCGAAGGACAUCGGCAGAGUGAAUCUCCACGUUUCACAGAAGCAGCUUGACUCAGACCUUGCAUCCUUCACUGUGCUAUUCAUCCUCGCGCUCUGUUUGGGCGGACUCCUUCAAGCUUACUUCUUUGAGAUUAUCUACUCGUUUUAUGGCUUUCUACAUGAUCGCGAAUGCUCGUUCAACUUCAAUUUCGAGUCCACACCAACCAUACCUGCACCAGAAACUGUGUUUGGUUCUACAAAUGGGAUUCCUCCACCCUAUCAAGAACAACAGUGA